Messenger RNA from Ciona intestinalis (vase tunicate), 2617 nucleotides. The record is from RefSeq and is a predicted model, not a curated record. NCBI's taxonomy places the organism in Eukaryota, Metazoa, Chordata, Ascidiacea, Phlebobranchia, Cionidae.
ACUGUUGCAUUUAUGAGCAUAAACCCCUCAAUUUUUUUAGUUGUGAUAAAAGUGUGGUAAACCUCAUACUUACUGUCGAGGUGGGAAAGAUUUUACGGACUCCUAAAAAACAGAGCGAAAAUGGAAAUAUUAAUUAAUGAUUAUGACAUCAUUAAUGUAAUUGUAGAUUACUUGCAUUCUAGAAGAUUGUUUCUAAGCGCAAGCUCACUGGAGCAAGAAUGUGGGUUGUCCCCAUCAAGAAAGCUACCAGAGUGUUUUGAAACUAUCAGAGAAUAUUCAUAUGAUGGGCAAUGGGAUCACGUAAGGAAGUUAAUACAAGCAUUUGCCUCAACAUUUGACAACUUUCCUAUAAAGAGGAUAUUGUUCUUGUUGUUCCGCCAACGUUUCUGUGAACUUUGUUUUCAUGAAGAUGCUCAGAACGUUUCACUCGCUCUUAAGGAUAUUAUUGAAGAGUUGCAAUCAAUUUGCACUGAAGAGGAAUACGAUCAAAUGGUUGAACUGAUUGAGGGUUACUACACAGAUAAGGAACACAAGUAUGUCACCAAAGCAGCCAUGCAAGUAGCAACACGUCAUGAAUGUUACCAAGACAUAGUGUUGGUAAUUGAACCAUUAUUCUACCACCAACAUAAUGCUAACGGGGAUGAACACAAUCAAAGGUUAAUAUCCUUGAUAACCAAAGGGAUGCUUUACGACAAGUGUUCGGCUUAUUGCUGCAGUAGAGCAGUGGAUAACACCAGCAAUGAAAAUAUUGAUAAAACACAAGUUACAUCAUCAGCAUUAAACAACAGCAGUAUCACCAAUGUUAAUGCUUCCAUAUUACACUGGAUGUAUAGUCUUAAUGAUGAUGUGUUCAAACAAAGGUUUCGUGAUUCAGAUGUUCAGAUAAUUAUCAACAAAAUCAACCAAUCAGAUCGACUUAUUUCAAGUUUAAAUCCUACAUUUCAAAACAGAGAACAAAGUACCUUAAAAAUCUCACAAUCACCCCCUGGUUCCCCUAAGUGGUCAAAACCAUCCAACACAGGCGACAGUAACGCACUAGGGGAUUCCCCCGACCCAUUACCUCAUACCAGCUCCCCAGGACGACAAUUGCCGCUUGACGCGACAACUACCAAACCGGCAGAAAAUGUUACAACCCCUGAACCAAUGCUGAAACAAGAGGACAACUACAAAUACACGAAUCCUCAGGACUCUUACGCCAACUUCCUUGCUGAGAAAGAAGAUUUAAGGAAAGAGAGAGAUCGUGUUUUACAAGAUCUUCGUGUUAAAGAGGAGCGAGCUAUGGCUAUCAGGAAGAACCUUAAUGCAGACGUUUCACCGUUCCAAGAUGCCCCUUCACCCAAUUAUCCCCAACAAAGUAACCCUUUACCUAGUUACCCAUCCCAAAAUGCCCCUUUACCCAUCUCACCCCACCAGCACACAUCACCCGUUUACCCAGCUCAAAACGCCCCCAUGUCUACCUACACACCCCAUAGUCACCCCUCACCCACACAAAACAACCCCCACCCCUUUAAAUAUUACCCCAUAGAAAAGACAGAGGACCCAUCAGCAAUCAGAGCAGUAGCAUUCCACCCUAGAGGAGAAGUAUUUGCUGUUGGAUCUAACUCACAAAUACUUAAAAUAUGUUCAAUGCCAAGGCAAAGAUACCAAGACAGUCACUUGGAACUUCUGGGCACUGGUGUAUUAGAUGUUUGUGUGAAACUACCAAAGGUUCAUAAAGGUUCAAUUUACUCAACUGCUUGGAAUGAUGAUGGAUCAAUGCUAGCCACUUGUUCUAAUGAUAAACUUAUCAAGUUGUUUGAUUACAGUUCUACCACUAUGAAUGUAACAGGGCCAAGCUUGGAACUCACCCACCAUAAUGCUCCUGUACGUGACGUGGCUUUCCUAACCAACUAUGGCUCAGCUUGUGUGCUUGCCAAUGCUGGUGCAGAUUGUAUUGUGUACACUAAUGAUUGUGAAGUGGAUGCUAUGCUACAUAAACUAUCGGGCCAUUCAGAGCAAGUAUUAUCAUUAUACGCAUGGGGAUCUGGAAUGUUGGUAUCAACAUCACAAGACAAGUCAGUACGAACAUGGGAUCUUAGAACAUCAAGAUGUGUCAGUGUGCUUGGCUUCAGUGAUGCCAGUGACCAAUCUCCCAGUGUUGCCGCAAGUGUUUGUGUUGACACACGAGGGCGAUAUAUGGCUGUUGGGAGAACGGAUAAUAUGAUUUCUAUUUACGACUUCAACGCUGGCAAGAUUAUAAAGACAUACCAAGCACAUAACAACGAAGUUAGAAGUGUCAGGUUCAACCCAGUUUGCCCCAGUGUUCUACUAUCUGGUUCUUAUGAUGGUACAGCAUAUGUUACUGAUAUAGAAGCAUUGUUUUUAUCUGACCAUACAGACCCAUCAUCAUAUUCAUUCCGUGCUAUUCACCAUAAAGACAAAGUUAUACAGUGCAGAUGGCACCCUAGUGGGAGAUUUUUUGCUACUACAUCUGCUGAUCAAACUUGUGUUUUAUGGACUGCAUAUACUUAACAAUGUAGUCUUAUUGUAACACCUAUAAAUAUACUUGCGAAAUGCACUAUAGUUUUGAUGCAUAUAUUUCAUAGACAUGCAAAAUACCGUGUAGUAGGUUAUAAAA